GGGAACAGAAGAGAACAAAACAUAGGGAUAAGGAAGGUUGAAGAAGAAGCAUGACGAAGAAGGGGAAGAAGCAAUUGAUGUCAUCGGCGCCGUGGAGAGGCGAGGAGAGUGAAGAAUCCUUCAAAGAGGGAAAGCUGAAAGUGACGAGGCAGGGUGAUGGCACUUCCACCAUGCACGUCCCUGCCUCCAAGUCCAAGCAUCAUCACCAUGACCUCCACGACGACCUCGGAAUCGAGAUUGAUCCUGAACUACGCUACAGCUUCCAGCGCAAUUUUCAGUUUCUUCAGCGUGUUUUUAGCAUUGACACUAUGGUGAAACCUCUUCCUCCUGUCAUGGCAUACAAUGUCUCUCGCAACUUGAACUUCUUCACUCGCAUUUUCACACAAUUCUUUGAUCCUGAAGGUAUUGCAAAUGCCCAGAAAUCCUUGGGCAUAGGACAGGAAGAUAAAGUUCGCAAAGUUCGUUGAAGACAAUGGGGGAAGCACAAAAAAGAAUGUGAAUGGAAAAAGGGAAAGAACUUAGAAGAGGAAAUAGACUUAUCUUUAUGUUUAACCCUUUCCUGAUUGAUCACUCGUGGUAUUGUUUAACUCUUAAUUUUCAGUUAUAUAUAUUACAAAUUGAGCAGCAUGACAAUUUGAUUAUUUCAUUAUCUUUACAAAAGCUAGAGAUCCUUGAGAA
This is a messenger RNA of Glycine soja, 678 nucleotides long. RefSeq lists its product as uncharacterized. Gene Ontology annotation, cellular component: chloroplast envelope. The coding region runs from base 51 to 467 and encodes 138 amino acids. The record is from RefSeq and is a predicted model, not a curated record. The transcript is spliced from 3 exons. NCBI's taxonomy places the organism in Eukaryota, Viridiplantae, Streptophyta, Magnoliopsida, Fabales, Fabaceae.